Molecule: messenger RNA, 301 nt
Organism: Staurois parvus
Lineage: Eukaryota; Metazoa; Chordata; Amphibia; Anura; Ranidae
Source: the annotation of a GenBank genome assembly
AGAAAACUUGCGUUCAGCAGUCGAUUUUAUCAGCAUUUCAAAUGCAAAGUGGCAAAUCGUGUUUGUAAGCGUUUGUGUCUGAAAUUUUUUUUAACUCUUCCAGUUCCUGAUGCUGUCCAGAGCCUUUUUUCAUCAUGAAAAAUGCAUGCAAAGCCUUUUGAAGGUACUCAGAUGGACAAAACACUAAAAACAGCUUGUCACACUUGUCACACAUUGUAAUGACCACUCACACCUCAGACUUCUCCCACCCUUGGAAACAAAAGAAAUGUUAAUGACCAUUCACACCUCAAAUUCCACAUGA